Messenger RNA from Chaetomium globosum CBS 148.51, 1533 nucleotides. RefSeq lists its product as uncharacterized. The record is from RefSeq and is a predicted model, not a curated record. Gene Ontology annotation, molecular function: catalytic activity. The transcript has a single exon. Bases 1 to 1533 code for a protein of 510 amino acids. NCBI's taxonomy places the organism in Eukaryota, Fungi, Ascomycota, Sordariomycetes, Sordariales, Chaetomiaceae.
AUGAACUAUCCACCAAGUUUUGUCCAUGAAUUCAUUCGGCGGCUUGAAUCAAGCUCUGCAGGAGGGUUGCGCCCGCCCAAUCGCGACAUUCCGAGCUACGAUUACCAUGACGCUUCUGAGCGAGAGCUGUUGGUGACCAACAGCCAACCUGAGAGUUUCCAACUUGGCACCGGGGCUUCCAUUUUUACCGAUAAACUGGUACCAACCAUUACGUCUGCCCGCCAUGAGGUCAUUCUCGUCACCUGCUUUUGGGCACCGUCCAAAACAUUAACGGCACUUCAUGACGCCCUCAGCAAGCUCGCAGAACACCGCCGCCUUCUCAUUGAAGGGGCACGAUCACAGGGCUCGGCAGCGAUUCCCCCGUUACAGGUUCGCAUAUGCCUGUCAUCCCGGUCUCUGUUCCAGAAAUUACUACACACACAAUCGUCCAAUGGUCAUGUCUACCUACCUUCGUCAUGGCAGAAGAAGCUCGGUUUGCCGGAGCCCGCGCUCCUCGAAGCGGGGGGUAUUCAGCUUCAAGUCAAGAGUCUAUUCUUCCUUCCGUUUAGCGUUAUGCAUCCAAAGUUUGUUAUCAUCGAUAGACAACGGGCACUUGUGCCAAGCUGCAACGUCAGCUGGGAGCCCUGGCUAGAGGGCUGCGUGGAGCUAAGAGGGAAUGCAGUCCAGGCGCUCUUCGCUUUCUACACCCGGACGUGGGGAGAACCUCUAGGUUUCCAACCGGCCUCGGGCGAAAAUGGCGAUACGAGCCACGCGACUUUCGACGGCCGCGCAGCAAACCUUACUUUGAUAUCCAGCACCGCCCACCAUCGCACAGACUUCCAGCCUCGGGAGCCGGUGCCAACACUCCUCCUCCCCUCCUCACACCACCGCAACCCACGUUUCCGCCCCUUCCCCUGGCAGACCUCACCCACUCCCCCCAGCACCCCUCUCAACACGGCGCUACUCCUUCUUUUCGAGCAAGCCCAACGGUCCAUCUACAUCCAAACUCCCAACAUCACCUGCGAGGCUGUCAUCACGGCCCUCCUCGGUGCCCUGGAGCGGGGUGUCGAUGUCACUGUCGUGACGAACCGCAACAUGAUGGUGCUCGAGCAGCUUGUUACGGCGGGCACCACCACCGCUUGGAGUCUCCGGUCCUUUAUCCGCCGCUUUGGCCAGCUCAAGGCCGCAGCGAUGGGUGGAACUAUUGUGAGGCACGGGGAGGGCGCUGCGGGACAUGGUGAUCUUGAAGCUGCGCGCGAGGUUGGUCAUCUUCGAAUCUCAUACUUCAGGGCCAAGGUGCAGCCUGCCCAGGGUGAGGGGUCAGCUGAAAGUGAAGAGCCGGUCCACUCGCAUUUGAAGCUGACGGUUGUCGAUUCUGAAUAUACGGUGCUUGGCUCAGGCAAUCUUGACCGUGCCAGCAUUUUUACUAGUCAGGAACUGGGCCUGAUGUUUUACGGGCAGGAGUUUUGUGCGGGGGUGAAAGCUGGUGUGGAUCGCGUUUUGGAGGGGAGGCUUGACUUGGUGUAUGACUCGGAUGAUGUUAGGGGUGGUUGA